This is a messenger RNA of Cooperia oncophora, 687 nucleotides long. Lineage: Eukaryota; Metazoa; Nematoda; Chromadorea; Rhabditida; Trichostrongylidae. The record is from the annotation of a GenBank genome assembly.
AUGUCCACACAAAGCGGUAGUGGUGUUUGCCCGGUCCCCAUGGGUGAUCCACCCGCGGAUUUGGUCGAAAGGGUGCUUGAAAAACACCACGCUCUUGAAGAGAAGAGGAAGAAGGAGCGCCAAAGGAGCACCUGUCACCUUCUCGGUCGGUCCCUCUCUCCUUCAAGGCUUCUUAACACGAAGUGGUGUCUGUGUGGAUCAUGUGUGAUUUUCACAACGACACAUGAUAACGUGUGCUGUCGCGAAUUAGUUGAGGAGGCAGAUGAAAUGGAUGGUUCCCAUCAACGGCGAGAAAUUGCGCGAAGGCUGAGGGACAAGUUGAAGGACAUGAAAGGACAAUGUAUCGUCCAACACCCGUCCUUCCAUAAAGUCGUUUUGGAUUCAGAGGUGUCCCCUUGUUUUUACCGUUAUUCGUACCUGUUCAAACAUUAUACAGGUUUUACGCGCGCAGUAGACUCAGUCCAUAUUUUCAGAAUUUUUCGCUACUAUGCCUAUAGAUCGUUUGUUGCCUGGGCCUACGGUCAUCUUGGCCUGGGUAAACGAUAUGAGCUUCCAGCAUGUGUGAGAGCAGCUAUAAUGGCUGAGUACCCUUCCAACACAGGAAAUUACGUUGGGUUCAAGCGAACCAGUGACAAGGAUCCGCCAUUGGAAUGCGAUGAGGAUGAGUGGCGGGACAGGGAUUUUUGA